Messenger RNA from Trichobilharzia szidati, 1092 nucleotides. The record is from the annotation of a GenBank genome assembly. NCBI's taxonomy places the organism in Eukaryota, Metazoa, Platyhelminthes, Trematoda, Strigeidida, Schistosomatidae.
AUGCGAAGUAUCCUCUUGUUUCUACUCAUCAGUGCUGACAUUUAUAAUGUUCAGAUAAACAGUAUUCCGUUGGACGAAAUUGGACUUCCAUCGGUACCAAUUUUGCCUGGAACACCUCCAUACGGACAACCCCCAAAACUCGCACAAUCCCAACCACACGGACAAACCCCACAAUUUGGACCACCGCCAUCAAAUGAACAACCUCCACAAUUUGGGCCACCGCCAUCAAAUGGACAACCUCCACAAUUUGGACCACCGCCAUCAAAUGAACAACCUCCACAAUUUGGGCCACCGCCAUCAAAUGAACAACCUCCACAAUUUGGGCCACCGCCAUCAAAUGGACAACCUCCACAAUUUGGGCCACCGCCAUCAAAUGGACAACCUCCACAAUUCGGACCACCGCCAUCAAAUGGACAACCUCCACAAUUUGGGCCACCGCCAUCAAAUGGACAACCUCCACAAUUUGGGCCACCGCCAUCAAAUGGACAACCUCCACAAUUUGGGCCACCGCCAUCAAAUGGACAACCUCCACAAUUUGGGCCACCGCCAUCAAAUGAACAACCUCCACAAUUCGGACCACCGCCAUCAAAUGAACAACCUCCACAAUUUGGGCCACCGCCAUCAAAUGGACAACCUCCACAAUUCGGACCACCGCCAUCAAAUGGACAACCUCCACAAUUUGGGCCACCGCCAUCAAAUGGACAACCUCCACAAUUUGGGCCACCACCAUCAUUUGGUCAACCUCCACAAUUUGCACCACCUCCAUUACUUGGUCAAUUCCCACAAUUUGGACCACCUCCACCAAUCGGACAACCUCCACAAUUUGGACCACCGCCAUCAUUUGGUCAACCUCCACAAUUCGGACCACCGCCACCAAAUGGACGAUCUCCACAAUUUGGACCACCGCCGUCAUUUGGCCAACCCCCUCAGUUAGCACCACCUCCUCAUUCAUCAUCUCCAUAUGCAUCUGCACCGACUAGUCAACCACCUUCAGGUGGACAGUCUCCUCCAGCGGGAUCACCAAUAUCCGACAAUGACGGAUCAAAAUCUUCACCUCCAGGUGAAUCUGAAUACCCAACAACAGAGGAAUAA